Messenger RNA from Quercus robur (English oak), 2772 nucleotides. Its product is annotated as beta-galactosidase 15-like. The transcript has 18 exons. The coding region runs from base 1 to 2532 and encodes 843 amino acids. NCBI's taxonomy places the organism in Eukaryota, Viridiplantae, Streptophyta, Magnoliopsida, Fagales, Fagaceae. The record is from RefSeq and is a predicted model, not a curated record. Gene Ontology annotation, molecular function: carbohydrate binding; beta-galactosidase activity. Gene Ontology annotation, cellular component: cell wall; vacuole. Gene Ontology annotation, biological process: carbohydrate metabolic process.
AUGGCUUCUUUUACUAGAUUUCUUUUGUUGUUCACUGCUUUCUCAUUGUUCAUGCCUUCCCUUUCCAUUGAUGUUUCAUAUGAUGGAAGAUCACUUAAGAUUGACGGAGAACCGAAAAUUAUACUUUCUGGUUCAAUUCAUUAUCCUCGUAGUACUCCUGAAAUGUGGCAACCAUUGAUCCAAAAAGCCAAAGAGGGUGGGAUUGACGCAAUUGAGACUUAUGUUUUUUGGAAUGCCCAUGAGCCUCUACGUCGACAGUAUGACUUUUCAGGAAAUCUUGACCUUGUGAGAUUUAUUAAAACCAUCCAAAGUGAAGGACUUUAUGCUGUUCUUAGGAUUGGACCAUAUACAUGUGCAGAAUGGAAUUAUGGUGGAUUACCUGUAUGGUUGCACAACAUCCCUGGGAUUCAACUAAGGACAGCAAAUCCUUUAUACUUGAGUGAGAUGAAAAAUUUUACUACAUUGAUCGUGGAUAUGAUGAAACGUGAGAAUCUCUUUGCUUCACAAGGUGGACCUAUAAUUCUUUCUCAGAUUGAAAAUGAGUAUGGGAACAUUAUGGGCCCGUAUGGAGAGGCUGGAAAGGAAUACGUGAAUUGGUGUGCCAAAUUGGCUGAGUCUUUCAAUAUUGGUGUUCCUUGGAUUAUGUGCCAACAAUCAGAUGCUCCACAACCAAUGAUUAAUACUUGCAAUGGGUGGUAUUGUGAUCAAUUCACGCCAAACAGUCCCAAUAGUCCUAAAAUCUGGACAGAGAAUUGGACUGGCUGGUACAAGGGUUGGGGCUUGAAAGAUCCACACAGAACUGCAGAAGAUCUUGCUUUCUCUGUUGCAAGAUUUUUCCAAUAUCGUGGCACCAUUAUGAACUAUUACAUGUACCAUGGUGGCACUAAUUUUGGACGUACAGCAGGAGGUCCAUACAUUACAACAUCAUAUGAUUAUGAUGCACCCUUAGAUGAAUAUGGUAAUUUGAACCAACCCAAGUGGGGACAUCUAAAGCAACUUCAUUCAAUCCUAAAAUCUAUGGAGGAUGUUCUAACUCAGGGUUCUGUGAGAGAUAUAAAUUAUGAGACUCUGGUUUCGGCCACAAUUUUCAGUUACCAAGGCAAAUCAAGUUGUUUCUUUGGAAAUGCGAAGUCAGAAAAUACAACAAUUAACUUUCAAAACACCAUGUAUACAAUACCAGCUUGGUCUGUUACUAUCCUCCCUGAUUGCAGCACUGAAGUGUACAACACUGCCAGGGUUAACACUCAAACAUCAAUAAUGGUGAAAAAGGAUAACCAAGCUGAUGAUGCUGAAGAACCUUUUGUAUUGAAAUGGAAAUGGAGACCUGAGCAUCAUUUUGAGCACAUAAAAAAGAAAGGUUUUGUUGAUGGUAGUGUAAUGACUAUUGAACAACUCUUGGACCAAAAGACUGUCACAAAUGAUACCAGUGAUUACUUGUGGUAUUACUCCAGUUUUGAUCUCAAAAAGAGUAACCCAAUUUGGGGCAAAGAGACAACACUACAAGUGCAUACUAGUGGACAUGCAAUUCAUGCCUACGUCAAUGGAAAGCUUGUUGGAUCUCAAUAUGCUGAUAAUGGAAAAUAUGAUUUUGUUUUUGAAAAAAAAAUCAAAUUAAAGGAAGGGUUAAAUCACAUAUCAUUAUGUAGUGCUACAGUUGGAUUAGCAAACUAUGGAGCAAACUUUGAUAAGGUACCAGUUGGAAUUUCUUCUGGCCCGGUUCGUUUGAUUGCCAAACAGAGACUUAAUGAUGCAAGAAAAUUUGGGAAAAAGAAGUAUAUUCUUGAGGACAUUAGCAUGGAAUUGGAUCAUAGUAAAUGGACUUAUAAAGUGGGGUUGCAUGGUGAAGAAGAACUAAAACUUCAAGACCCAUAUUUCUCACAGCACCAAAAGUGGUCUCAAGGCCCUGUGCCAACAAAUAGGAUGUUUGUUUGGUACAAGACAACCUUCAAAGCUCCAAUAGGAAGUGAUCCAGUUGUGGUGGAUUUGAUGGGUUUGGGCAAGGGACAUGCUUGGGUAAAUGGUCAUAGCAUUGGUCGUUAUUGGCCAAGUUACCUUGCUGGUGAAGACGGGUGUAGUUCAGAAUGUGAUUAUCGUGGAUCAUACAGUAAUUCAAAAUGCUUGACUAAUUGUGGCAAACCUUCUCAAAGAUGGUACCAUGUGCCUCGAUCCUUUUUGAGAGAUGAUGAGAACACAUUGAUUUUGUUUGAAGAGGCUGGAGGAUAUCCAUUUGAUGUUAAGUUUCAAACUGUUACAGUUGGGAAAGCUUGUGCUAAUGCUUAUGAAGGGAACACUUUGGAACUAUCAUGUCAAGGAGGAAGUGCUAUAUCUGAAAUUAAAUUUGCUAGCUUUGGUUUGCCAGAGGGUGCUUGUGGAUCAUUUAGAACUGGCAGUUGUGAGUCUUCCAAUGCUUUGUCAAUCAUUCAAAAGGAGUGUCUUGGCAAAGAGAGGUGUUCUCUUGAUGUCUCAGAAAAGAGUCUUGGACCAACUGGUUGCAAAGCCACAAAUAGGCUGGCUGUUGAAGUAAUAUGUUAAGAGUUGCAUCGUUAGGAUUUUCUUGGAUUAGGUGUGUAGUUUCGUUUUUUUUUCUUUUUUGAGGAUUUAGUAGGAUAUAAGUUUGUAGUUUGGUUUUUCCUCUUUUGAGGAAAUAAAUGGUUUUGGAAUAGCAACUAGCAAGACCAUAUUUGAGGAAAACAACAUUGUCAUUUGUUUAGGUAUCAAUAAAUUCAAUUUCGCUCUCUUUUGCCAAUUUAAUUUUAUGGCUGCGCAAAAUUU